Cryptotermes secundus is the source of this 5226-nucleotide messenger RNA. Its product is annotated as band 3 anion transport protein. Lineage: Eukaryota; Metazoa; Arthropoda; Insecta; Blattodea; Kalotermitidae. The transcript is spliced from 23 exons. Gene Ontology annotation, biological process: transmembrane transport; monoatomic anion transport; regulation of intracellular pH. Gene Ontology annotation, molecular function: solute:inorganic anion antiporter activity; monoatomic anion transmembrane transporter activity. The record is from RefSeq and is a predicted model, not a curated record. The coding region runs from base 471 to 4556 and encodes 1361 amino acids. Gene Ontology annotation, cellular component: plasma membrane.
UGAAUGCCUGCCAGCCAGCUGGCUCUCAGUCGCGUGGCCCCCCUCGAGUGGAGAGGAAGGAGGCGGUCCCAGAGCAUGUGCUGACUUGCUUGCUGCCGGCUUGAGUCGUGGGUGGUCGUGAUACCAACGAAUUUUGUUCCCUCAUCUUGCCAUCAUCGCGUUUGCUGGCUCCAGCUGCAGAUCGUCAGCUUUGCCAGUCUGUGUUGAUUCUUCAUUACGGUCAGUGGGGCAAAGCCUUACAGCGUAACGUCUUCAGUGUCCCCGGGUCGCAGUAAUCUCAUGAGGCAGCCAUCCCCGCAGCUGCUCAGAAUUGGUCGUGCCCCAAGAAAAAAGGGGUAAUCAUUCCUCGAGUGUCUGUUAGUUCAUCAUUAGUGGAAUUGUUGUCAAACAUCCUGACUUGAAAAAACUGUUCGACCGCCGGUCUCAAGUAAAUCUAUACUUCUGUGUGUAGUCAGCAAGUGAGAUCAGUUAUGAGUGGUCAGAAACCAAGGAAAUCGUCCCUGAGGGACGAGAAGCCGAAGAAUUCUUCCGCAUCACAGAACAUGCCCAGGAACAUGUCGAUGUUUGAUGAACGAGGGUUGAAGAAUUCAUAUCCGUCGGAUGAUCGGCCCAGGAGACUUUCUUUCCUCCGGCCGUUGAGAAGGAACAGUGAGGUCGAUGGCCAUGGGGUGGAAACAGGGCCAGAUUUGGAUGAAGAGAUGGAGAAAGUGUUUGCAAUGGCAGAAGAAGAUCGUUUUGAUGUGUCAAGAUUUGCAGCAUCUCCUGACUCCAACACAAGCAAGCGCAGCUUCAAUGAAAAGGAUUACAGCUUCCAUCGCAAGAAGAGUUAUCCCCAUAUACACGUGCCCCUUAAAUCUCUUCAUCCACGGUUCUCGAGAAAGAGAGGCAUCACUUCUCCACGUGAGUCAGAAUCAGAGAGUACAGAAGGUGGAACUUCCAUUGAGGCAAGUGAGUCCAGGAAAAUGUCACAGUCUGGUAUUGACUCUGAAACUGGCUGGAGUCCUCAGCCCAUGACACUUAGUCCCACGAUUAAUGAAGACAACAAACCCAGGGUAACAUAUCCUAGCACUGUGUCUCCUGAGGAAGGAGUAAGAGAGGAACCUGUUCUCAGUAGUGAGUCUGAACCCCAGGUAUCUGAGAGGGCAGCUGCUUGUGGUGAUAGUCCUGUGUUCGGCUCACCAUCCGAUCCAUUUCGAAAAGUUCAGUUUCAGAUUGGUGACCCAAAACCAGGAACAGAAGCCACUUUAGAGGAAGAGGAAACAGCAGCUGCUGAAGAGGCAGAAAGGAAAGACUCUGUGACCGAAGACCCUUUGAGUAUGGAGUCAGAUGAGAAGAAGAAGCAGAGGAGGAAACAUAACCGGCAUCACCACCUUCGGCGCAAGUACAGCUUUCCAGAGGACGGUGAAUAUAUUGGACGAGUUCGAGGAGGUUCUGACUUCUCUGUGGAAAGUGCGCGUCACAUCAGCAUUCAGCCAGAGGAAGUCUCCAUGCUGCAAGAGCAGGAUAUUGAUGACUUGACAAGUCAUCGGUUUGAUGAUGCAAAAGGUUUGCGUCGGUACAAGAUCCAGUCUAAAAGUUCAUCAUCAGUGAUUCACAUUGGGAGGAAAGAUGGAAUGGAGCCUCUGCAGACAGUGUUACCAAUCCACACACUCAAAAAGAUGUUUGACCACCGUCCACAUGAAGUGUUUGUGCAGUUAGAUGAGCUGCAUGGGGAAGGAGAAGAAAGAGAGUGGAAGGAAACUGCUCGCUGGAUCAAGUAUGAAGAAGACGUGGAAGAAGGUGCAGACAGAUGGGGUCGUCCUCACGUUGCUUCCUUGAGCUUUCACUCUCUGCUUAACCUUCGUCGCUGUUUAGAGACAGGUGUGGUGCUGUUGGACCUGGAGGAGAAAGAUUUGCCAGGGGUGGCUCAUCGAGUGGUAGAGCAGAUGGUAGUGGAUGAGUUGAUUGAACCUGAAGACAAACCCACUGUAAUGCGGGCCCUACUACUGAGGCAUCGACAUGUAAAUGAACAUGAUCGCUUCCGGUUUGGCAUGAAGAGGACUUUCUCAAGUUACACUAGUCUCCAGAAUUUGGCAGAGGAUAAAGUAAGACCCAAAAUUGUUCCAUCGAUUGCAAGCAUGGAUACUGUUUCCUCAGUGAAGUCACCCCCACCAGUUAGCAACCAUUUUGGUCAUAAUGAAUUUGAAGCCAAACCUGAAAAUCAUACGGUUGAAAUAAAGGAAGAGCUUACCUACAUGUCUUCCAGUGAGGAUUUGAAGAAGGCAGCCAAGGAGAGCAUUCUAAAAAGAAUACCUAUGGGUGCUGAAGCUACCACGGUACUGGUGGGUGCUGUGGACUUCCUGGAGCAGCCCACUAUUGCAUUUGUUCGUCUUGCUGAGGGUAUCCUUAUGCCUUCCAUCACAGAGGUCACCAUCCCUGUAAGGUUCUUGUUCAUUCUCCUGGGACCAACCAAUGCUGACUUAGACUACCAUGAAAUUGGUAGAUCCAUUUCUACACUCAUGUCAAUUUCACAAUUCCACAAAAUUGCAUACAAAGCUGAUGAACGCAAAGAACUGCUGUCAGCUAUCAAUGAGUUCUUAGAUGACAGUAUUGUUUUGCCACCUGGUGACUGGGAGAGGAAGGCAUUACUUCCAUUUGAUGAAUUGAAGGCGAAGAGUGAGAUGAUUCGUCGGAGGAAGACAACACGUCUUAUGGAAGCUGAUGAGGCUCAGAAAGCUCUAUUGCUUCUGGACACAGAUGGUGAGAAGCCACCUCAUGAUGAUCCGUUGAGAAGGACAGGGAUGCCAUUUGGUGGGCUAGUAAAUGAUCUGAAGCGAAGGUUUCCAUAUUAUAAAUCAGACAUUACAGAAGGCUUAAACCUGCAGUGCCUAGCAGCAGCCAUAUUUAUGUACUUUGCAGCUCUCUCUGGUGCCAUCACAUUUGGUGGUCUCAUGGGAGACAAGACUGACAAUCUGAUAGGCAUAUCAGAAACAUUGGUAUCAACAUCAGCAGCUGGUAUAUUUUUUGCACUUCUGUCUGGCCAACCUCUGAUCAUCAUAGGAGCUACUGGUCCUCUACUGCUCUUUGAUGAGAGUCUGUACAGUUUUUGUCUGACAAAUGGACUGGAUUUCCUCACAAUACGAGUGUAUAUAGGCCUUUGGCUGGGAAUUAUUGGCAUGGUGGUUGUGUGUUUUGAAGGCAGUGUCCUGGUGAAAUUGUUCACUCGCUUCACAGAAGAAAUCUUUGCAGCUCUUAUUUCAAUACUUUACAUAGUUGAGAGUAUUGAGAAGCUGUUUGUGGUGUUUCAUGAGCAUCCAUUGAUGGCAGACUACUGCUCUGGCCCGUUCAUACAUAAUGACACGGCGUCCAACAGUACAGAUUAUCCAGAGAACGGAGCAAGUGUUUGGAAUGGUUCUGAAAUUUACAGUAGCAACGACAUUGAAUCAAUAGUUAUUAAUGACAGUUACAGAGACUCCAGGUUCACGCAGAGUAAUGGAACAACAUGGGCACCAGUUUCAUCUUACGCAGUCCAAGAAAGUCAUGAAAUCCGUGAAAGGCAACCUAAUACAGCACUAUUAUGCCUCAUUUUGGCUCUUGGGACUUUCUUUAUUGCAUAUUACUUGAGGCAGUUUAGAAACAGCAAGUUUCUAGGUAGAAGUGCUCGGCGAGCAUUGGGUGACUUUGGAGUACCAAUUGCGAUCAUCACAAUGGUGACUUUGGACUACCUGGUACCAGAGACAUAUACAGAAAAGCUGCAGGUGCCUGAGGGUUUGUCUCCUUCAAACCCAACUGUACGAGGCUGGAUCAUCUCACCAGAUGUUACACAUAUUUGGAUUAUAUUUGCUGCUGCUGCUCCAGCACUCUUAGUCUACAUCUUGCUUUUCAUGGAGACACACAUCUGCGAGUUGAUCAUCAAUAAAAAAGAACGUAAACUGAAAAAAGGAUCUGGUUUUCAUCUGGACAUUGUGAUAGUCUGCAUUGCAAAUGUUGGCUGUGGACUUCUUGGAGCACCUUGGCAAUGUGCUGCUACUGUCCGAUCUAUUGCACAUGCUUCAGCAGUCACAGUUAUGUCACGCACUCAUGCUCCGGGUGAGAAGCCCCACAUCAUUGAAGUAAAAGAACAACGUCUGAGUGCUCUGUUGGUUUCUGUGUUUGUGGGUGUGUCAGUUUUGAUGGCGCCGCUACUUCGUUUGGUACCAAUGUCUGUACUGUUUGGAGUAUUCCUUUACAUGGGAAUUUCAUCGACAAAUGGAAUUCAGUUCUUUGAGCGGUUUAAGUUGUUCUUCAUGCCUGUGAAACAUCACCCACAGGCAUCCUAUGUCCGGAGGGUACAUUCAAAGAAAAUGCAUCUUUUCACUCUAAUUCAACUCCUGUGCCUCGCAGUUCUUUGGGUAGUGAAGUCAACAGAAGCAUCUCUAGCCUUUCCUUUCUUUCUUAUUCUGAUGGUUCCACUUCGAACCCAGCUCCGAUUCUUCUUUACACCCGCUGAACUACGAGCUCUGGACAGUGAAGAGGCAGAUUCAGAGUCUUUGGAGGAUGAGCCAGAUUUCUAUACAGAAGCACCACUGCCAGGUUAAAUGGCCUUCCAUCAAUAACAGUAUAUCCAUCCUGGUACCACAAUGAAGAAGGAAUGAAGAAUUGUGUGUACCCUGUAAAGGAAAGUAGUACUUCCAGCUUUUUGUAAAGUACCUAUUAUAUUCUCUGAUUAAAAAUGAAGACAGUUGACUCAUGUUGAAAGUAAUGAAUUGGAAAUUUUCUGGAAAAGUUCUUCAUAUUUUCAAUAUAAGUGCCUUUCAAGUAGUACUGUUGAAUUAUUUGGCUGGAUACUGCAAGAUUUUUAUGUGGACGAAUCUUAGUAUAUAACAGACUGGUAGAUUAUGAUAAUAGUGAGAAUGUUGCAAUUGAUUUACUUGUACGGCUCAACAUUUUCAGUCUACAUGUCUUGCUGUCUGAAUGCCAGCAGUGCUGACACAGCAGCAUGGUUGCAGACUGCUGAUUUUUAUUGUUGAAGCAAAAUGAUCCCAGUUUGAAGUCUGUGCUACCUGAGGAUGUGUAUGUCUCUUGGUUGCUCAUUAACCCUUUAAAGACUGAAUUUCCUUUAAAUGAUGUGUAAAAAUUCAGUUUGUACCUCACAGAAGACACAUUACGUCUCCUCCACAAAGACCAACAGUUUGAUGUUGUUUAGGGAAACAGUUGCUGUUUAUUGUGAGAACUACACAAAACACGCAGACGCACUCUGUGGGCAGA